Ochotona curzoniae (black-lipped pika) is the source of this 2816-nucleotide messenger RNA. It is a transcript of the gene LONP2, whose product is annotated as lon peptidase 2, peroxisomal. Lineage: Eukaryota; Metazoa; Chordata; Mammalia; Lagomorpha; Ochotonidae. Bases 62 to 2620 code for a protein of 852 amino acids. The transcript is spliced from 15 exons. The record is from RefSeq and is a predicted model, not a curated record. Gene Ontology annotation, biological process: protein targeting to peroxisome; protein catabolic process; protein quality control for misfolded or incompletely synthesized proteins. Gene Ontology annotation, molecular function: serine-type endopeptidase activity; ATP-dependent peptidase activity; ATP hydrolysis activity. Gene Ontology annotation, cellular component: peroxisomal matrix.
CGCUGGCCGCUGGCCGCCGCCGUGCGCCCGGCUCCUUCGGCGGACCGUCCGCGCCGUCGCCAUGUCGUCAGUGACCCCCAUCCAGAUCCCCCGCCGCCUCCCGCUGCUGCUCACCCACGAGGGCGUCCUGCUGCCCGGGUCCACCAUCCGCACCAGCGUGGACACGGCCCGUAACCUGCAUCUGGUGCGGAGCCGCCUGCUCAAGGGCACCUCGUUGCAGAGCACCAUCCUAGGCGUCAUCCCCAACACUCCCGAUCCCGCUAGCGACACGCAGGACCUGCCGCCGCUGCACAGGAUUGGGACAGCUGCACUGGCGAUUCAAGUUGUGGGCAGCAACUGGCCCAAGCCACAUUACACUUUGCUGAUUACAGGGCUGUGCCGUUUCCAGAUUCUCGAGGUCUUAAAGGAGAAGCCAUACCCCAUUGCUGAGGUGGAACAGUUGGACCGGCUUGAGGAGUUUCCCAACACUUCAAACAGUAGAGAGGAGCUGGGAGAGUUGUCAGAACAGUUUUAUAAAUAUGCAGUGCAAUUGGUGGAAAUGUUGGAUAUGUCUGUUCCUGCUGUUGCAAAAUUGAGACGCCUUUUAGACAAUCUUCCAAGGGAAGCUUUGCCAGACAUCCUGACAUCGAUUAUCCGAACAAGCAACAAAGAGAAGCUCCAGAUUCUGGAUGCUGUAAGCCUGGAGGAGCGGUUCAAGAUGACCAUCCCGCUGCUUGUCAGACAGAUUGAAGGCCUGAAAUUGCUUCAGAAAACCAGAAAGCCCAAGCAAGAUGAUGACAAGCGGGUUAUAGCGAUACGCCCCAUUAAGAGGAUUGCACACAUUCCAGGUACUUUAGAAGAUGAAGACGAGGAGGAAGACAAUGAUGACAUCGUUAUGCUAGAGAAGAAGAUACGAACCUCCAGCAUGCCAGAGCAGGCCCACAAAGUCUGCGUCAAAGAAAUAAAAAGGCUCAAAAAAAUGCCUCAGUCAAUGCCAGAAUAUGCCCUGACUAGAAAUUAUUUGGAACUUAUGGUAGAGCUUCCUUGGAACAAAAGUACAACUGACCGCCUAGACAUUCGAGCAGCCCGGAUUCUUCUGGAUAAUGAUCAUUACGCCAUGGAAAAACUGAAGAAAAGAGUGCUGGAGUACUUGGCUGUUAGGCAGCUGAAAAAUAACCUGAAGGGUCCAAUUCUUUGCUUCGUUGGCCCUCCUGGAGUUGGUAAAACAAGUGUGGGAAGAUCGGUGGCCAAGACUCUGGGUCGGGAGUUCCACAGGAUUGCACUCGGCGGAGUGUGUGACCAGUCUGAUAUUCGAGGACACAGGCGCACCUAUGUCGGCAGCAUGCCCGGUCGCAUCAUCAAUGGCCUGAAGACGGUUGGGGUUAACAAUCCCGUGUUCCUGUUAGAUGAGGUUGACAAGCUGGGUAAAAGUCUACAGGGUGAUCCUGCAGCAGCUCUGCUUGAGGUACUGGAUCCUGAACAAAACCAUAACUUCACAGAUCAUUAUCUAAACGUGGCCUUUGAUCUUUCUCAAGUUCUUUUUAUAGCCACUGCCAACACCACUGCUACUAUUCCACCUGCUUUGUUGGACAGGAUGGAGAUCAUUCAGGUUCCAGGGUACACCCAGGAGGAGAAGAUCGAGAUUGCCCAUAGGCACUUGAUCCCAAAGCAGCUGGCACAACAUGGACUGACCCCACAGCAAAUCCAGAUCCCUCAGGUCACCACUCUUGACAUCAUCACCAGGUAUACCAGAGAGGCAGGAGUCCGUUCUCUGGACAGAAAGUUUGGUGCUAUUUGCCGAGCUGUCGCUGUGAAGGUAGCAGAAGGACAACAUAAGGAAUCCAAGUUGGAGCGCUCUGAUGUGACUGAAGGAGAAGGUGGCAAGGAACAUGUGUUAGAAGAUGCAAAACAUGAAUCUUUUAGUGACACUGCUGACUUGGCCCUGCCUCCUGAAAUGCCAAUUUUGAUUGAUUUCAAUGCUCUGAAGGACAUCCUCGGACCCCCGAUGUAUGAAAUGGAGGUGUCUGAACGCUUGAGUCAACCAGGAGUAGCAAUAGGCCUGGCUUGGACCCCCUUAGGCGGAGAAAUCAUGUUUGUGGAGGCGAGUCGAAUGGAGGGUGAGGGUCAGUUGACGCUAACCGGCCAGCUGGGGGCUGUCAUGAAGGAGUCUGCCCAUCUUGCCAUCAGCUGGCUGCGCAGCAACGCAAAGAAAUACCACCUCACCAACGCUUCUGGAAGUUUUGAUCUUUUUGACAACACAGACAUCCAUCUGCACUUCCCAGCUGGAGCUGUCACAAAGGACGGACCAUCUGCUGGAGUUACCAUAGUAACCUGCCUUGCCUCACUUUUUAGUGGGCGACUGGUACGUUCAGAUGUCGCCAUGACUGGAGAAAUUACCCUGAGAGGCCUUGUCCUUCCGGUGGGUGGAAUCAAAGAUAAGGUGCUGGCAGCACACAGAGCGGGACUGAAGAUAAUUAUCCUUCCUCAGAGGAACGAGAAGGACCUAGAAGAAAUCCCAAGCAAUGUACGGCAGGACUUGAGCUUUGUCACAGCAAGCUGCCUAGAUGAUGUCCUCAACGCGGCCUUUGAUGGUGGCUUUUCUGUCAAGGCCAGACCCGGGCUCGUCAAUAGCAAACUGUAGGCUCAGUCUCAGCAUUCUAGAAUUUUAAGAUAUGAAGUAACAAAAGGUACUGGCAAGGUUGAUUCUGUUCACAUCACCAGGGGCAAGCAUCCUGUCCCUCUUCUAUGACCAUAAUCACAACAGCAAUGAACCUUAAGUAGUAGCUAUUGCUUACUAGAGAAAUACAAGGUGUUAAUUUAAUAAAAGUUGAUUAUAA